AUGAAAGAAUUUGAUGACCAAAAUCACUUAUUUUCAAUUGCAAUCGGUGAUGAUACAACAAACAAUAUUGAAAUGAUAAUAGAUUCAUCAGAUCAUAAUGGAAAAUACGCUCCUUAUUUUGGAUUUGGCGUUUUAUUUAUUUUUUUAUUAGCCAUUGGCUUUAUUCCAACAUACACAACAUCGUAUACAUCUACUACACAUAAGAAAACAGCAGCUCAAAACAGUCUUCCGAUAAUUCCUAUUGUAUCCAAAUUUAAGAUUACUCGUCCAAUGAACAAUAACCUUCAAAUAUAUAUGAAGAUACCAGGUUUAACCCAAUUCAAGAAGAUUUCUCUUUCAUAUACUUUUAAUAUUUCUUAUAAAUCUUAUUAUGAGAAACCUUCAAUGAUGUUGCGCAAUACAAGACACAUAUUUCCUUCUUUUUCGUCGAAAAAGAGCGAUUUUAUCCAGUUAAUCUUUGUUGAUAAAAUUCUAGAUUACUCAGAAAUCGAGUUUGUCGGUAGUGUUUCUAAUACUCCCGAGAUUAAAGAAAUCGACAUAUUAUAUGCAUACGAAAACACAUCUUUUACAUUGCUUAUGAUCUGGAUUCGGAUAAAUUUCCCAAUAAUUUUAUUAAUUCUUAUUAUUGUACGAUUUUUCCGCAAAACUGCUACCACAAUAGAACAAAAAGCAUGCUCCCUACUGAAUUUAGCUACAAUUUUCUAUGAUCAGCCUUUAUCAAUUUUAAAUUUUUACAAACCAACUCCUCUCACAGUUUACUUAGACAUAAUCUUUUCGGACAUAUAUGGCCCAGUACUAUUCUUUGUAUCCAUGUUCCUUAUUUCUCGUACUUUCGAUCAAAAGUUAACACAAACAAUGAUUUACCUUCCUUUCAUCUAUUUCGGUACAACAUUCUUUCUUUCAUCGAUCAACUUUCUCGUGCACUAUCCUUGCGAUAUCCCAGACCAGCUUGGUUCCCUUGCUUUCGACUUAGAAUAUUUGAAUACUUUUAUUAGUUUCAUUUAUUUUUGUCUUUUUUGUUAUUAUAUGAUUGUCAACAUCCAACAUUUUGCAGGAGACCCAGGUAUUAGGUUAUCCACAUAUAGAACUAUUGUUUUGUUUGUUUCCAUCGGAAUUUCUAUUUUUUCUGUUCUUCAGGCCGAGAAUUCAGUCAGAGAGUCUUUGUUUUCAGGUAUUUUCCAGUUCGGACUUGUGAACACUCUUUCCAUUGUGAUGGAGUACAUGCAUUCAAACAAAGAGGUGUUUCUUAAGGACAUUUACGAAGAACCAAUGAAUCUUGGAGAAUUUUCUGAUAAUGCAAUUGGUGAGGCCAUCUCUUCUGACUUCUCAGAUGAAGUAUCUUAUUCAUCUGAACAAUAUGAAUAG
Molecule: messenger RNA, 1365 nt
Organism: Trichomonas vaginalis G3
Lineage: Eukaryota; Parabasalia; Trichomonadida; Trichomonadidae
Product: transmembrane protein 181 family
Exons: 1
Coding region: 1-1365 (454 amino acids)
Molecular function (GO): toxic substance binding
Source: RefSeq, a predicted model, not a curated record